Molecule: messenger RNA, 2277 nt
Organism: Purpureocillium takamizusanense
Lineage: Eukaryota; Fungi; Ascomycota; Sordariomycetes; Hypocreales; Ophiocordycipitaceae
Product: 1-alkyl-2-acetylglycerophosphocholine esterase
Exons: 2
Coding region: 177-1880 (567 amino acids)
Molecular function (GO): 1-alkyl-2-acetylglycerophosphocholine esterase activity
Source: RefSeq, a predicted model, not a curated record
AGGCUCUCUCCGUUGUCACCACCGUUGCAUAUUCUUCUCCUCUUCCACACUCAUUGCUUGAUACAUAUCCCGUCUUCACCACGCCCGCGAAACGAGCCACGUAGCAGCGUCAUUCCCUCUCUCACCGACUGCGUAGCGACGAUACCUCCACCGCCGGCUUACUGUCUUGCCUCGCCAUGGUCGUCCCGGACCCUUCGGCCACGUCCAAACUCGCCGCCUACCUGGCGCGCAUGAGCCCGGUGCCGGCCUUUCCUGAGUACACGGGCCCCUAUAAGGUCGGAACGGUCGAUGUUGAGAUUCCCGUGUCUGAUCUCAACGCCGCGAGCGACGCCCCGGAGGGCGCUGCCGACAUCCCGACGGUGCAGUUCCGCGUCUUCUACCCAGCCGUGCCCGAAUCGGACGAGAAACGCAUCAGCUGGCUCCCGAACCCCCAGCGCCACCAUGUCUCGGCAUAUACCAAGUUCGUCGGUAUUGGCUCGACCCUGGCUGACUUGUUGUCCUUUCUGCCUCGGCACCUGCAUUACACCACGAUCCCCGUCCACAAAAACGCCAAAAUCAACAAGUCUGAAACGACAAAUGGCCGAUGGCCGACCAUGAUCUUCUCACACGGGCUCGGUGGCGGCCGCAAUUCGUACUCUUAUAUCGCGGGCUCACUUGCCUCUCACGGCGUCGUCGUCGUCUGCCCCGAGCACCGUGACGGCAGCGCCGUCAUCAGCUUCAUACGACAGCCCGGCGAGUCCGGUCGCUACUUUUCAUCCGGUUCCCGGCGCGUUGUUCCAUACAACCGCAUUUCGCACGACGUUUCGCCCGAAGUCCACGAGGCUCGAGAAGCCCAACUCCGCAUCCGCCUGUGGGAAUUGGGCCUGAUCCACGACGCUCUGCUGGCCAUGGACAGCGACCGCGCCUUCACAAACCUGAACACGUCGACACCGAGCCUCAAGCAGUUUGUUGGCCAGUUGGACGUGCAGGAGCCCGGGCGCAUAAUCUUUGGCGGACAUAGCUUCGGCGCAACUACCACGGUCCAGUUCCUCAAGAGCACCUACUACGCCGACGUGCCAGAGGUGGCGGCAAUGGAACGGCCCCUGUUUGUCCCAAAGGCGAAUAGUAGCAUCCGGAAACAAAUCACCGAGAAGACGGUCACGAUGCUCCUCGACAUGUGGUGCUUCUCCCUGAUAGCGCCCAAUUCCGCGCCGCUCUUCAACCUGCCGCUGCCCGUCUACGCCGACACCGCCUCGGCGCCGGGCGGCACCGCGCUGCUGGCCGUCGAAUCCGACGCAUUUUACAAGUGGAAAGAACACCUCCAUGUCAAGGCGCGGCUGCUGUCACCCGAUCCCUCCGCCAAAGUGGUGACACCUCAGAUGUAUGAGCGCCCGAGCGGCAUCAAGCUCCCGGAGCCCAACUUUUUCUACGUCGUCAACUCGGCGCAUUUGAGCCAGUCGGACUUUGGCAUCCUCUUCCCCUGGCUUACCAAGAAGAUUUUCGACGCCGAGCAGCCAGAGCGCGCCUUGCGCCUCAACCUCCGCGCUCAGCUGCAGCUCCUCCGCGCCAACGGUAUUCCUGUCGCGCGGACCUAUGCCGGUGACCUCGUCGACGGCGCGCAUGUCGACAAGCUUGACACGCCGAAAAAGGAUGGAGGAGUUCCUGCUUCCAACGACGGUGUCGAGGACGACAAGGCCAUCUUCGACCGAAGCGGCAACGACGUCGUCGGGCACUGGAAGUGGAUCGACAUGAUCGGCCUGGGUGACGCAGACGAGGCGGAGACGGGCAAGUCGGCAAGCCAGCAGGUGGAAGAGGGCGAGGCGGAGAUGAAGGCUGAGCUGGAGCCCAGCGAGCAGAGUCCCGCGCCUGUUGCACCCACGCUGAGCGCUGGCGCCACCUGACGAGGCAUGGUUGUUGAUGUACGCGGCGACCCUGCUUGAUGAUACCCGACAUGUCUGGUGGAUUUCUGUUUCAGAUUUUGAGCGACUGUUGGUAUAUGCGAUGGCAAACACAUGGCAUUGCCGAGGAGUAAAUGGUUGCAUAGCGGGAUUGGCUACUCGUUGAAUUGAACUAGAUUUGUGUUCAUCGCUUGUGCGUUUCCAGUCGAGGUCUGAUGCCGUCAUCCAAGCACAGUUGCCAUUUCAUUUUACAUUCUGAGAUGCCGAGUUUCGUCGUUUAUGACGUUGCUAGGGCGUACGAAGUAGUUGCGGUUCUGACGUCAGAUUAUCGGCGCCGAACCGGUCAAGCACGAUUGCAGAUCCCAACAUGGUGUUCAUUCAUGCCAUCACUAACUACUAG